This is a messenger RNA of Brassica oleracea var. oleracea, 768 nucleotides long. RefSeq lists its product as uncharacterized. Bases 1 to 768 code for a protein of 255 amino acids. The record is from RefSeq and is a predicted model, not a curated record. The transcript has a single exon. NCBI's taxonomy places the organism in Eukaryota, Viridiplantae, Streptophyta, Magnoliopsida, Brassicales, Brassicaceae.
AUGGCCAAAAUCCGGGAACUACUAGAAAGACCGAUUGCCCCACAAAUUCGGAAAGAAUACAGCACGCGAACUCUUAAUCGCAACCAGUCUGGGGGGACAGAGACUCUACCAACCAGCACCCCCAAAAAAUGGAAUUUCCCGGGUCGCGGUAAAAAUAAAAAAAGAAUCGACUUUAUUUACGGAGGCUCUAAGUUCUAUAACUCAGUUAACUCGAUCAAAGCAUACCAACGAAGAGCCGAAAACAACGUCGGAAUCAAGGAGCCCCUAUCAGGUCCCGACCAUGAAAUAACCUUCGACGAAAAUGAGACAGCAGAUCUCGACAAGCUGCACGACGAUGCUCUCGAAAUACGACUCUACGUCGGCGGUUGCGAACUAUCUCGGGUCAUGAUCGAUACAGGAAGCUCAGCCGACGUCCUCUUCUAUGACGCGUUCAAGAGAAUGGGAUUCACCAAGGCCCUCCUUAAACAAGAACGGACUCCGCUAAUCGGAUUUGCAGGAGAAACUACUUACUCCCUUGGGUCAAUCGAACUCGCAGUAACCGCCGGAGAAGUCAGGAAAAUCGUCGAAUUCAUCGUGAUAGAUCGUCCAGCCCCGUUCAACGCAAUCCUCGGAAGACCCUGGCUGUAUAGCCUGAAGGCAGUUUCCUCAUCCUAUCACCAAUGCCAGAAGUUCCCAACUCCAAAAGGGAUCAAAACUAUUAGAGGAAGUCAAAAGAGCUCCAGAACAUGCUACCUUGCAAGCUUCAAGGAUAUCGAGCAGCACGCCUAA